GCUAGGUGAGGCGCUCUGGGGCGGACUGGCCAGAAUCCACUCAUGAGCAAGCAGAACCAUUUUCUGGUGAUAAACGGCAAGAACUGCUGUGUGUUCCGAGAUGAGAACAUUGCCAAGAUCUUGCCACCGGUGUUGGGGCUGGAAUUUGUGUUUGGACUCCUGGGCAAUGGCCUUGCCUUGUGGAUUUUCUGUUUCCAUCUCAAAUCCUGGAAAUCCAGCCGGAUUUUCUUGUUCAACUUGGCUGUGGCUGACUUUCUCCUGAUCAUCUGCCUGCCAUUCCUGAUGGAUAACUAUGUCCAAAACUGGAACUGGAGGUUUGGACCCAUCCCCUGCCGUGUGAUGCUCUUCAUGUUGGCCAUGAACCGACAGGGUAGCAUCAUCUUCCUUACGGUGGUGGCUGUGGACCGGUACUUCCGGGUGGUCCAUCCGCACCACUUCCUGAACAAGAUCUCCAACCGGACGGCGGCCAUCAUCUCUUGCUUCUUGUGGGUUAUCACCAUCGGCCUGACGGUCCACCUCCUCUAUACAAACAUGAUGACCAAAAAUGGCGAGGCAAAUCUGUGUAGCAGUUUCAGUAUCUGUUACACUUUCAGGUGGCACGACGCAAUGUUCCUCUUGGAAUUCUUCUUGCCCCUGGGCAUCAUCCUGUUCUGCUCAGGCAGGAUCAUCUGGAGCCUACGGCAGAGACAGAUGGACAGACAUGUCAAGAUCAAGAGGGCCAUCAACUUCAUCAUGGUGGUGGCUAUUGUGUUUGUCAUCUGCUUCCUGCCCAGUGUGGCCGUUCGGAUCCGAAUCUUCUGGCUCCUCUACAGACACAACGUGCGGAGCUGUGAGAUCUACUCCUCUGUGGACCUGGCUUUCUUCAUCACUCUAAGCUUCACCUACAUGAACAGCAUGCUGGACCCACUGGUCUACUAUUUUUCCAGCCCAUCUUUCCCCAACUUCUUCUCCACCUGUAUCAACCGCUGCCUUCGAAAGAAAACAUUGGGCGAGCCAGAUAAUAACCGAAGCACUAGCGUGGAGCUCACAGAAGACCCCAGCACAAUCAGAAGUAUUCCAGGGGCACUAAUGACUGACCCCGGUGAGCCAGGAAGCCCCUCUUAUCUGGCUUCGACAUCCCGUUAAGUCACUAUGCCAAGAAGGGAGAUUGCCACUCAGGCCUAUGCUCUAUGGAGAGGCAAUUUGGCGGUUGCACAGGGUAACAUCCUCAGACUUGGCAUACGCUUUCUUGGAACUUCUAGAUUCGGAGAAUCAGAUUUAGAGAAACAGCGUGGUGCAGUGAGUGGUUGGGUUUCAAGGUGCAGCUGUCGAAAUCUCAGAGGAACAGAAAGCCAAGUUUCCAGACAGUGGAAACUUCUCAGCCUCCCAAGCUUACAGGGCUGAAGAAGACAGAGUCCUGCAGAGUUUGCGCCCCAGACGCACCCAGACACACCAUCCGUACCUAUGGCUUGUUAGCUUCCUUCCUCAGUUCUGCUCAAAACCACGGAUGGUCCUUCACCGCUAGGGACCUACCUAGCCUAUCUGUGGGCCCCAGUGGGGACAAGGAGCCACUGAUAAGCCAGUUGGCCACUUGUGCUCUGUGGGACCAGUUUACCUUCCAGCCAGACCUUAGCAGAGAUGGAAGAGAGGAGGAGAUGUGAUUGUUUUCCUUCCAAUGGUGGUAAGAGAUGGGGGUAGACCCAGGAGGGUCUGAACUCACAGUGCCAGAGAGAAUCAGUCAGUAAGAAAUUCAGCUGAGCAGUUAAAAGGCUUUGGGGGAAACAGCGCUUCCCUCCCCUGUCUGCUUUUCUUAUUAAAGGGGAUUCAACUGUGUCCAUGGUUAAGGGGGUGGGGGGCUCAUUACUUGGGUUUCUGUACUUA
Messenger RNA from Arvicanthis niloticus (Nile rat), 1860 nucleotides. Lineage: Eukaryota; Metazoa; Chordata; Mammalia; Rodentia; Muridae. The record is from RefSeq and is a predicted model, not a curated record.